Messenger RNA from Helianthus annuus (common sunflower), 616 nucleotides. RefSeq lists its product as uncharacterized. The annotation marks the transcript as partial. The record is from RefSeq and is a predicted model, not a curated record. The transcript is spliced from 4 exons. Lineage: Eukaryota; Viridiplantae; Streptophyta; Magnoliopsida; Asterales; Asteraceae.
UAUGAUAAUGACAGCAAGUAUCGACCCCCAAAGAUUACACCUGCAUCAAUGGAUGAAAGCACGACUUCAAAGCAUGAGAGAAAUGCAUCAAGGAAAGAGAAACAAGCGUUCAGGCAAGCUCUGCAUAGUGAGUACGCUAGAUAUUUAAUGAAUGAUCUCGAGCGAAGCCCUGAGGAAGUGAGGGAGGUAAUCGGGACUGAAGAUAGAGAUGUGACCAAAUACAGGGCGAAAAUGGAAGAACGAGCAAGGAGAGAAGAGGCGCUCUUCACCCGAGCGCCUCUUACAAGAAUGGAUAAAAAGCGGUUGAAACACGUGUGCGAAUCAAGUAACGGGCUGCAUGGUUUAGCUUAUGGUUUUGAGGAUGAUAUCAAAUCUUUACCUCUGGAGGAUGGUGUUGAUGGGCAAAUGUCGUCUUUCAUGUAUUUAGACGGCAGAGAAAGAAAGUUCAAGAGGCGAAAGAUGGGAGUGCUUUCAGAGGCAGUUGCAGGAAAUGCUUCAUCAUAGUGAUGUAAAGGGAAGUGAAAUAAGGAAGCCAAGUGCCUCGCUUUUACGCUAUCCAAUGCCAGAUUGCAUGUGUAAGCAAGCAGCUGCUAAAACUCAACAAGAUAAGACUUGC